CUUCAUUCGUACGAACUUCAUGCAAGUCAUGGGCUGAAGGCUGGGAAAAGUAAGCAAAUGCACGCCCACAUUCAACGUAUAUAACUUCUUUGAUGAUAUACAACAACCAUCACAGAUCCAUCGGGAACGCUACUGCGGUCGUUUUUUUGCCCCUUUGCAUGUCUAGAGUGGUUCUAUUUUCGGGAUUGCUGCAUUUUGGCGUCGGUCCGAGUACAUGUCGCUCAAGAUGAUCAUUACGCCAAAGCAGGAACCCCUCCGUUUCCGUACGAAUGAUGAUAUUCGGCUGUUUGUUUCCCAGCCUUCCAUGUAGUACUUUCUCAUUGAGAUUUUGAGGGCCGCGCAACCAUUGAUCGAAAAGUAUAAAAUGGCCCAAUCUUUACGAACGUUUCCUUCUACUUCUCCUCAUCCCUUCCCUUUCCAUUUGAAUCUCAAUAAUGAAAAGUCUGUUUCUCUUCAACGUAAUCAUUCAUACCUUCUACUUGACAUCUGUUCUUGCGCUUCCUUUGAAUCAAGCUCGUCGAUCGACUUCACCUGACUUUAACGCAUGCAUUAUAAAUGACGCCAAAACGUUCGCUGAAACAAAUUUCACUCAUUUGGUAAUCGGAGGUGGUACGGCAGGAUUGGCCGUUGCAACCCGCUUGUCAGAGAUUCAAACAAACCUCGUAGGCGUGAUUGAAGCAGGAUCAAAAGGCUUUGACGACCCAAUCAAUCUAAUCCCAGGUCGAUUUGGCGCAAAUCUGAAAACACAGUACGAUUGGAAUUACACAACUUCAUCAAGUGGACAAGAUCGAUCGAUCGCUUGGCCCAGAGGGCAUGUCUUGGGCGGCAGCUCGGUAUUGAACUUUCUUGUUUGGGAUCGUGCCUCAAAAGCCGAAUACGAUGCAUGGGAAGAGAUGGGAAACGAAGGAUGGAAUUGGCAAAUGAUGGACAAGUAUAUGCGCAAAGCUGAAAUGUUCACUUCUACACAAAAUACGAUUCAAGGAGAUAAUACCCAGCUUGGUGACAAAGGACCGGUAAAAAUCAGCUUGCCACAAUACAUCUCCAAUCAAGUCAAAUAUUGGAUUCCGGCAUUACAGUCAAUUGGUUUGAAAGAGAAUAGCGCGCCAUUGUCUGGUGACAAUCUGGGCGUAUCCAUUCAACCGAGUGAUAUUGAUCCAACUUUGCAAAUUCGACAAAGUUCACCGGUAGCGUAUCUACAAUCAAAUAAACAUCGAUCAAAUUUGAAAAUUUUGGUCUCGACAGUGGCUGACAAGAUCGUGUUGGAAAAGUCUACAAGUGACCCUACAUUAUUAACUGCUCACGGUGCGACUUUUUCAAGUGGUGGUCACACAUACACUGUAAGGGCUUCGGAGGAAGUCAUUGUCUCUGGAGGCUCGGUCAACACUCCCAAAUUGCUAGAGCUCAGUGGGAUCGGUAAUAUCAAAGUAUUACAAGCAGCCGGUGUGAAGCAAUUGAUCGAUUUGCCAGGUGUUGGAGAAAAUCUUCAAGAUCACACCUAUACAUCCGUUGCAUAUGAGUUGAAGGAGGGACAGGUCACUCUGGAUACAUUGCGCUUCAAUACGACUUUUUCUACUGAACAAGAAAAGCUACGGGCGGCAGGCAAACCGUCCAUACUGGGUACUGCUGUACCUGCAAUCGGAUAUCUCACACUUCCUCAAUUGAUUCCUGACACGGGCAAACUUGCGAGCAUCAUUCAAUCAGCACGAACAUUUGUCGCAGCCACGACGUAUCCCUUCAAGAAAACGUUGGUGAAACAAUUGGAGUACUUGACACAGCAUCUUGACGUGAGCGCACAAAUGGAAGUGGUGGGGAUCAAUGGCUUCUACUCGACAACAGGUACACCCGGUCAACGAAAAGCCUACAUGACACUCUUAGCUGCUCAACAGCAUCUUUUGAGCCGUGGAUCGAUUCAUAUCACAAGUUCCGAUCCUUCGUUAUCACCAAGCAUUCGACCAAACUACUUUCAUGCGCCUUUCGAUCUUGAUGUCUCAACUUUCGGGACGCAGUAUCUACGCAAGAUCGGCAACAGUCCUGCUUACAGUGAUGCAUUUGUCAAGUCCGAAGCAAUUCCAGGAUUGCAAGCUGACAUACACGAAUACACACGUACAACAUUCGCAUCUGAAUAUCAUCCCAUCGGAACGACUUCAAUGCUACCUCGAAAAGAUGGAGGAGUGGUUGAUACAAAAUUAAAAGUGUAUGGAACGUCAAACUUACGUGUUGUUGACGCUUCCAUCAUUCCAUUGCAUCUAAGCGCACAUAUUCAAGCGACAGUUUAUGGAAUCGCAGAGUACGCAGCUGAUAUCAUCAAAGAAGAGGCCUGUCCGUAAUCGGAAAAGCAGACAACAUGUAUACUAAAAAUUGAACUCGGACAAUUACGUAAUGAAAUGGAC
Messenger RNA from Meira miltonrushii, 2390 nucleotides. RefSeq names its product alcohol oxidase. The coding region runs from base 435 to 2327 and encodes 630 amino acids. The transcript has a single exon. Gene Ontology annotation, molecular function: flavin adenine dinucleotide binding; oxidoreductase activity, acting on CH-OH group of donors. The record is from RefSeq and is a predicted model, not a curated record. Lineage: Eukaryota; Fungi; Basidiomycota; Exobasidiomycetes; Exobasidiales; Brachybasidiaceae.